This is a messenger RNA of Sycon ciliatum, 3202 nucleotides long. RefSeq names its product growth/differentiation factor 2-like. The coding region runs from base 836 to 2176 and encodes 446 amino acids. Gene Ontology annotation, cellular component: extracellular region. The record is from RefSeq and is a predicted model, not a curated record. Lineage: Eukaryota; Metazoa; Porifera; Calcarea; Leucosolenida; Sycettidae. Gene Ontology annotation, molecular function: growth factor activity; cytokine activity. The transcript is spliced from 2 exons.
CACCUCUGUACACAUCGCGGGCUCCUGCCUAAGAACGUCCGUCAUUGUCACGACCCCUUAUACAUGCAAUUUACAUAGCUUGAGCAAGCAGUCAGUUACGCUAUCUUGCCGGGCCGCCUGCUCCGAGAAUCGAGAGUUCGAGUUAGUACUCUGCAGGCAGCUCUAUCAAGACAAGAGUAAAUGUUGACGGUUUUUUCGAUAAGACCGUGUUGUUUGUUCGGAUAGUUGGGAACGUGAGUCAAUCGUGGAACGCAAGGGGAAGAAGAGGGGAGUAAAGGUGCGUGCGUACCACGCUCGCUGGAGUGCACGCAGCUCAGACGCCUAGACGGUGCCUAUUGGCGGGACAUGCUAAAGGUCGCGCACUGACCGCCGGUUGGUUACUUGGAGAGUGCGAGAGACCACACAGAGAGCUGGCCAGUUGCAUGGUUGACCAUAGAUAGUGAGCAACUAUAAAACGUCGUGGGGUGACAUUCGGCCGCAGCAUCAUAUGCACACAGGAUUAUAUGAAGAGAUUGCGGAGUGGACAAAGUGCGUAGGUAGCCAGUCCGGGAACGGUAGUGCAACGCUUUCCUUGUUGCGGAGAUUGACAAGAAGAUCCUAUUGCAGCGGGCAAUACCCACCAAAGAGGACAACAAACAGCCUGCCGACUUCUGUGUCUCCAGCAGCAGCAGACCAUUGCUUUCUAAUACACCGCACAGGGGUGGCCAGUCUCUGCUUUGAAGAAGCCUGGUUUCUCUCGGCUAUCCUCAGUAGAGUUUUGCGCCCGAUUCUGAACCUCUUCGCUGUUCUCCAAAGGCGAAGUAGUGGCAGUCGGUGAACUCUGUGUAGUUUAGCAAUGAGUCUCCACUUGUCACUGUGCUCCUUGCUGGUGCUGCUCGUAUGUCUCCAGCAAUCAGCCACAGCGCCCGCCCAGGUGGUGAGCGCCAGCCUAGCAGAUGGAAGUUUUCCUUUGCGCGAGCGGCCCCAACAUAAACGAUCUGAUGAUGAACAGAGUAAUGGGAUGACGAGUAAUGGGAUGACGACGCACAGUCCGUCAGAAACUACCAAUGGGCAGGUUGAGGAGCUGCAACAGAUGGAGCAGCAUGUCGUCCGGGAGCUGUUCCUCAUGGAUCUCCCGGAAGAGGAACGGCUCGACUCCGACGUGGAGUCGAACUACAUGCUGGAUUUGUACAACGAAGUGGCGGACAACGACACAGGGAUUCUGCGCCCGAGAAAGUCGGGGAAACAGCCUGUGAUCUUCGAGAAUGUACGCAGCCUCCCGGUCAGAGCUGCCAGUCAGGUGAACAAUGAUCGCCACUGGCGACUAACGUUUGACUCAUCCGGCCUGCCUGACGUCAAUGACCGUGUGGAAUACGCCACAUUGGCCGUCUACUCGCGCCAUUGCCAGUCCGGCUGGAGGAACACGACGGCUGGCCGUGCGCUGAAAGCCAGCGGCGUUCACAAGACAAACAUCUCGGUGUACGCCUCGAUUCACAAGACCUACGCCGAGCUGCGCCUCCUGAACAAGGUGUCGCAGCGACUCAAGAUGAAGGGCAAGUGCUGGCACGUGUUUGACGAGACGCACUCCGUGCAGUCCUGGCAGGCACGCAAGAAGAGAGGACUGCGCCAUUUCAUCCUGGAGGAGGAGGGUUACCCCAGCCUGAACGCCGAUGACUUUCUGCACCUGCGUGGCGAAGGUGACACAAAGAACAGACCAGUGCUGGUGAUCUAUACCGGUCGACGAGUUCAUCCACCUGUGAAGAGUACAUCCAGACAACGCAGGAGUGUCCAGGACGAGUUCGACAAUGGCGGUGGACCAGCGAGACAGGAGCACGGAGAUCCAACCAGAGGACCGGAGCACACCGCGUGCGCGCGUCGAAAACUCGUCAUCGACUUCACAAAGUCCGGUUGGCACAAGUGGAUUAUCUCGCCACAGAGCUACAAGGCGUAUCGUUGUGCAGGAACCUGCAAGUUUCCCAUUCACCGGAGCAUCCGUAGCACACUGCAUGCCCGCCUAGAGGCCAGCGUUACCUACCAGAAUGAACUCAAUGGCAUCAAGGACCCGCUCCCGGGCAGCGGCGUUUGCUGCGUUCCCACCGCUCACAAUUCCCUAACCCUGCUCUUCCACACGCGCAGCGGCGGCACUCUCAUGCACAUAGCCAACAAGAUGGUGGCGGAUCGGUGUGGAUGCCGCUAGGGGAGCGCGUAGUACACCACUCAGCAUGCAUACGCGUGUGAACACUUGGAGUGUACACGUAUGUGGACACUCAGACGUUUCAUGUCUGCACAAACAUGUUCACUCAAUUCCCAAUUAGUAGAUUUAUGGCUCCUUUGUUUGUGCUGGGAGAUCUGCAUCUGCACGCCAGAAGCAACCCAUUAUUUAAUCCCCUGCAGGUGCCUGUGUCUGACGGUAUGAUGCCGUGAACAGAAUUUAGGAGCGCCACCGGCCACUGCUGACUCGGCCUCAACGCUCAAACUCAUACAUGCUCACAUACGCAUGCACACACACACACACACACACACACACACACACACACACACACACACACACACACACACACACACACACACACACACACACACACACACACACACACACACAUACACACAUGCACACACACACGCACAUACAGACACGCACGCACCCCAGGCAGACGGCGUGCUAAUCUUUACACUGCAUUUGCAUAUAUCAAGUCUUGACGGGAUGUGCUGACGAUGCCCCACUAGUAUCACGCUGGCCAUGAAUGCUGCCUUAGCCCCUUGUUUUAUCUAAAACUUGAGUAUCACAAUUUCUCCUGAGUCUGCUGCACGACCAAAAUGGAUCACGAACCAGAGACGUCAAUGUUUAGCACCCACACAAUACCAGAGAUUGAGAACUCAUUAAUUUUUGGUUUAUACCGGAUUUUUUACAAGUGCAAUUAGUCAAUACUAGGCGGAAAUGAUACACAGCAGGUAGUGCACUAAUUCUGCUGAUGGUGGCAGCGUAUUAUCUUGUCUCUUCGAUUCCCUUGCUCCGUGUCUUUCCUUCGCAACUGUAUUUUUCUUAGGCCGACUUCUGUAUUCGAUAACUGCAUCCAGGCUGUCCACUCUUUGUGUCCCACCGUCUUGUUUGCUUUCUGGUUAUGACCAACCAGUUCAUCAUUCUCGUCUUGGUCCGUUUGAAUGUGGCGAUGCAUCACUAAGAAUAUGCUGCGCUUCUGCCCGACAGUGCAGCAUGCACCAC